CUCUCGAACAGAGCGAUGCGUGUAUGUCUGUAUCUCGCCGCUGCGGCCUUAUCGUGUAUAGGAUGCGUUGCAGUUGAUUGCAGAUUUGCCGGGCGUCAUACCGACAGCUCUCUGUGUCCUUCGGCUCGUUGCCUGGAAGGUGUGACACUAUUUGCAGGCGAAGAUUUCUCACUACAGGCGCAAGACAACGACAGGGAAAUGAAAAGCACCGAGUGCGCUGCGUGGUGGCUGUUUGUCACUUUUUCAAGCACGAUAGUCAUAAACGGUGCUAACCUCGGAUCUGGUGUUCGCAAAUGCCCCGACGGCCGCAACUGUGGUCCCGAAACCAGCUGCACGCCCGUUUCUCCCGGUGGUGAUAGCUACGGCUGCUGUCCAUACGACGGAGGCGUGCCUUGCCUUUACAAAAGCGACACAGCCGGCGCCACUCCAAAACACGGAUGCUGUCCUCAUGGACACCGUUGUCUACAAGGAACGUGCGUUGGUGACGAGGGUGGUGUAUCCUCGUCUUACGCACCGGUCGCGCUCCUGCCUCCUUUGCGGAGGAAGCUACGCAGCACGACGUGCAGACCAAAGGAAACAGUUGAGUGCCAGGACCACACCACGUGCCCCGCCGGCAAUAGCUGCUGCCACACGCCCGAGUACCCGGUGGGAACGUACUCGUGCUGCCCGUACGAGUACGGCCAGGUGUGCUGCCCCGACGGCAGCUGCUGCGCCGCGGGAUACCGCUGCGAGCCGCGCUGGGGCGUCUGCAUGCCCACGCUACAGCAGGCACAGCGUGCACCCAACGGUACCGGCAGCGCAUCCAGCCGGCGGCUCCCCGUGCCCGCUCGGAGGGGGCCCCAGGCGAAGUCGCCGGGUCGGACAUCUGACGCACCGUGGAUUCCGUGUCCGGACGGCACCUACUGUCGCCGGAAUUCCACCUGCUGCUCCGUCCGUUCCUCGGAGCCCUCCGAAGCCGGUCGCAACUACGCCUGCUGCCCUCACGAGGGGGCCCAGUGCUGCGUCGACGGAGAGCACUGCUGCCCGCGAGGCACGCGAUGCGAGCACUUCGACCAGCAAGCCGGUCACCGGUGCCAGUCGCUGAAUGACGAACGCGGACGGACGGUCCUCGCCUCCAAAAAGUACCCCAGCCUCGACAACGUGCCCUCGGACACGUACCCCUCAGUGCCGUGCCCUACGUGGAUGGUAUGCAGCUCGGGCACGUGCUGCCGUGACCAGUACGGGGCCUACCGGUGCUCCCCGUACCCAGGAGGAGUGUGCUGUGCUUCGGGAAUUUCAGGAUGUCCGCCGGGCACCGAGUGCGUCGGCUGAGCGCCGUUGCCUGUCUUCCGGCGACCGUCCCUAUAAUUAUCCACGGCGUGGAUGACCUCCCAGGACUGCACUCUGAUUUUGUUCCGUCUAUGGGUUCCCGAUAUAAGUGGAAAAUCGUUGUAAAUAUUUCCCACUUACCGAAAUUGAACGACGUACCACAUAAAAUGGCGAAAUAUAUGCAACGUCGUUCUAUAUAUAUUUAAACUUUCUGACCUUUUAUUGCAAUAGCAAUUAUAUAACACUCCAAGCGGCUUUUUGCCGUCGGCGUCGCCGUCGCCGUGAGGUUCCGUAUAGAGUCCAACGGCGAUGAAAUCGUCGCCGCGCGCCGUAUGCUGUAUGUGCGCGAGA
Messenger RNA from Dermacentor silvarum, 1659 nucleotides. RefSeq names its product progranulin-like. The coding region runs from base 16 to 1311 and encodes 431 amino acids. Gene Ontology annotation, cellular component: extracellular region. The transcript has 6 exons. The record is from RefSeq and is a predicted model, not a curated record. NCBI's taxonomy places the organism in Eukaryota, Metazoa, Arthropoda, Arachnida, Ixodida, Ixodidae.